GAAUAAAAAGGCCCAUCAUACAUCCAUCUUCUCCGCACCUCUCUUUCCCCUCCCCAGAAUCGCUCGCCACGCCACCGCAGCCGCCACCUUGCCUCCCCUGCUUCCACACCUCUCUCCCCUUGCCUCUUCUCACCACAACGCAGCAACAGAGUCAGCAGGUCCGAGACCCGGAGGGCGCGCGAUGGGGUCGUCACCGGAGCGGGAGCGCAGGGGGGAUGGAUGAUCUUGAUUUGCUUGCCGCAGCAGCCGUAUCUCGCUCACCGGCCCGGCGACCACCUCCGACCCGGGCAGGCAGGAGCACAGUCCUCUUCCUCCCCCAGGUCUGGCAGCAGGCAACAACUAAUAGAGGUGCAGCAAGGGACUCGACUAAGUGAGAGGUCUUUAUUGCCCGCCAACAGAGGAUGUACACUCUUGUCAGCGCGGCGCUAUGGGUGGUGGGCAAGGCGCUGGCCCCCGUUGCCGAUGGCCUGCUGGAGGCUUGGGGUGCCACCAAGAACUUGGGUCUCAACAUUGAGGCCCUCAGGAUGGAGCUGCUGCUGGUGAAGGCCACGCUCGAACUUGCAGCCAGCAAGCAGAUCUGCGGCCAGGCCAUGGAGGAACUGCUGGGGAAGCUGCGGGACUCGGCGCAAAGUGCCGAGGACUUGUUGGACGAGCUGGACUACUUCCGCAUCCACGACGAGCUCCAUGGCACGUGUGACGCCGCUGACCACCAUGCCAAGGGUGGCGUCCACGACUUUGCCUUCAAUGCUCGUCACACCGCCGAAGCUGUUGGUAAAAAGGUAAGCUGUUGCGCUUGGCCAAGGGCCAGGCAGAGGUCAAAUGUCAAUUCCUCGUUAGACCCAAAAGCCAAUCAGGAGAGUGGGUCACAUGUCAGUUCCUCCUCAGAACCAAAAGCCAAUCAGGAGGUCAGCGGAUGCAUUCCCAAGCUCGGUAAAAUCCUCCCUUGCUCAUCUUCGCCAAAUGUUCGUGAUGAACAUUCUGGUCAACCAACUCUAACUCUUUGUGGUGCGCCCCAACGAGAAACACCAAUGCUGGGAUUUAAUAGGGUUGAUGUCUCUGAAAAAAUGAAGCUAAUUGUAGAGCAACUGCAGCCUGUGCGUAAAGAAGUUACCAAGAUUCUGCAGUGUUGUGACCAUAUGGCUGUCUUAGAUAUAACCCGUAAUCGUCCCAUCACAUCUGGUCAAAGCAUAGAACCAAAAUUGUAUGGGAGGGACCAUAUCAUGGAUACCAUCAUACAUGAUAUGAUCAAGGGUAAAUACCAUAGCAAGGAUCUAACAGUGCUUCCGGUUGUCGGUCCAGGGGGAUUAGGGAAGACAACUCUGAUACAACACAUAUAUAAAAACCAAGAAGUUCAAAAUCAUUUUCAAGUUGUUAUUUGGGUAUGUGUGUCGCUCAAUUUCAGUUUGAAUAAGCUGCUAGAAGAGAUUAAGGCAUGUAUCCCUAGAGUUGAAGGGGAAAUAGAUGGUAGGCCUGAAGAGCUGAUUGAACAAAGAUUAAAAUCUAAGAGAUUUUUGCUUGUACUGGAUGAUAUGUGGGAGAUUAGUAAUGAGGAUGACUGGAAACGGUUAUUGUUACCGCUCAAAGCAUCACAACAAAAAGGUAGCAUAAUUCUACUCACGACUCGUUUUCCAGCAAUAGCAAAGAUGGUUGAAACACAAAGUCAUAUUGAAUUGAAAGGAUUGGAAUCCAAAGAAUUUAGAAAACUGUUCCUUGCAUUUGUUUUUGGCGAUGAGCCCAUUAUAAAUGAUCACAGCUUUUUGCUCGAGACCGGAAAUAAGAUAAUGGAAAAACUAAAGGGCUCCCCUCUUGCUGCAAAAACUGUUGGUAAAUUACUGAGAAAGGGUCUUAAUUUGAGUCAUUGGAUAAAAGUCUUAGAAAGUAAAGAAUGGGAUAAACAGACUAGUGUCAAUGACAUUAUGCCUGCGUUGAAGCUUAGUUAUGACUAUCUUCCUUACCAGCAGCAACAAUGUUUCUCUUCUGCCGCAUUGUUUCCUGAAGAUCACAAGUACAGAACCAUUGAGCUAAUCAACUUGUGGAUAGGACUAGAUAUUUUACAGCCUGUUGGUCAGAACCAAACAUUAGAAGAUAUAGGUUUGAGCAAUUUAAGCGAUCUAGUCGCACAUGGAUUUUUCAAGAAAGAGGAAACUUAUGGUCAUUACAUAAUGCAUGACCUGCUACAUGAUUUAGCGUUGAAGGUUGCAUCUCAUGAAUGUCUUAUUGUGCAUCAUUCCAAUGUGGGUUCAAUAGAAAUUUAUCCAAGCAUCUACCACUUGGUUAUAAUCGUAAAUGUUGAUGAUACAAUGUCUCGUGAAAUCUUUAAGAGUCAACUGAGAAAACUGAAGACAAGAUUGAAAGUUAAACGGUUGCAUACUUUGAUGUUAUUUGGAGAAAUGGAUGAAAGCUUCGCCAACAUUUUGGGUGAUUUCUUUAAGGAAGCAAACGCUCUCCGCGUUCUCCAUUUGGAUAACAUGCCAUAUUCUGGGGAGACCAUGUUACAUGAUUUGCCAACACUUGUCCACCUACGAUACGUAUGUCUAGGGACAAAGUAUGGGAGGGAGAUGCAUUUACCACUUCCCAUUUCUAGAUUUUAUCAUUUAAAGAUUCUGGAUCUAGGAUCAUGGUACCACAUUCUUGACUUGCCCAAAGACUUGAAUAAUCUUGCAGCAUUGCGUCAUUUUUAUACCCGAAGUGAUAACCUUCAUUCUCAUAUUCACAAUGUGGGUAAACUCAAACUAUUACAAGAGUUAAAGGUGUUUAGAGUCAACAAAGAAAGUGAAGGAUUUGAACCCAGUCAACUAGAGCAUUUGACUGAACUGAGGGAGCUUGGCAUCUAUAACCUUGAGAAUAUACGCACAAAAGAAGAAGCAGCAAGAGCAAAACUAAUAGAGAAAAACUACUUGGAGAGUUUAACAUUAUGUUGGGAUGGUAAGGGGUCUAAUACCGAGCCUCGUGUAGAAGCAGCCAUCCUUGAGAGCCUUCAACCACAUAGAUAUCUUCAAAAGUUGUGCAUUAAAGGGCACAAAUGCCCUUCUUGUCCAACAUGGCUGGGUACUGAGCUUGUUGUUGAAGUUCUACAAUCUCUUCAUCUCUCUGGUGUUUCUUGGGAAUAUCUCCCUCCUUUAGGAAAGAUGUGGGAUCUUCGUAAACUAGUAUUGGAGAAUAUUGCCGCAUUGAAGGAUUUUGUCAUAGAGCAAUGCUUUUGGAGGCUAAUAAAGCUUGAACUUGUUGACAUGGGAAGUUUUGAAAAAUGGGUACCAUCACAGGACACUCAUCAUAUGUUUCCUCUUUUGCAAACACUGCAUAUUAGGAACUGCCCUAAACUCUUGGAGUUGCCAUUUUCAAACCAUACUGUUUGCCCAUCAGGUCAAGACUGGAGCACUGAUUGGUUUCCCAAAUUGCAAGAGCUUGUGAUAAUCAGGUGCCCAGAGUUAUUGUUAGUGGCUCGCAUUCCCUGGACUAAAACACUACGGUAUGCCAAUAUAAGGGAUGUAAAGCUACUAGGGGUGCUUGAGUACAACUCUCAAUCAUGCCAUCUUGUCAAUGUUACUGGGAAGGAUGAAAUGCACAACUUAGAUCAGGUUUUGGCAUUCAAUAAACUGGCAGGGCUCGAGUCGAUGGUACUCAAAAGGUGUCCACCUUUGGAGUGGAAGCAGCUUGUGAUGCUAACCUCAUUAAAGAAAUUGGUUUUUGAUAGUGCAGAUGCCCUGGUUGGGCCAUUAGGAGUUGAGUGUGAUGUGGAAUGGCAACACCCUGUUGAGCGUCUUGAUGUCCAGGAAUCUUGUGGUGCUAGUGGGAAGGAAUUGACCAAGCUUCUAACCCACCUCCCAAGGCUUUCCAUGCUAUGUAUCAUAAAUUGUGAAAACAUAACACAGCUGGCAGUGGGGGUGGAUCUGGAAAGAACAACAUCAGCAGCAUCGGAGGUGGAGCAGCAUAAAGAUGAAGAUGGGUUGCUACUCUUCCUGGCCAAUCUCUCUGACUCACUCCGGGAGCUGCGCAUUAGAAAUUGCCCAGAGGUGGCCCUGUUGGACCCCCCCUUCAAUUUUUUUCCUGCCCUGCAAUCCCUCGAGAGGUUACAAAUUUUUGGCAGCCCCAAGAUAUUACCUGCUGGCUCUCCUUCAUGCUGCUGUUUCCCAUCCUCUCUGCAAGAGCUUGACCUUUGGGAUGUGCAAGGCAUGGGGACGCUGGAGCCCCUUUCAAACCUCACCUCUCUCACCAAAUUAAGACUGGGGAAUUGUCGAAAGGAUCUAAGGUGCAAGGGCCUGGGGCCUCUCCUUACCGCCAGGGGAAAGCUCAGAGAUUUAAUAGUCAUUGGCAGCCCUAGAUUCUUUGCUGGAUGGGAUCCCAAUCCCAGGCGGGUGCAGCUGCAGGAUGAAUUAGGACAAGGGCAGAAGCUGCAGCAGCUUGGUUCAUUCAAGCUCUCGACGGAUGACCACAUGGGACUACUUGCUGCACCCAUCUGCAGCUUCUUGUCUUAUUCCCUCACCCACCUAAGGCUUUCUGAUAACGAUAAGAUUGAACGCUUCACCAUGGAGCAAGAGGACGCCCUUCACCUCCUCACAUCCCUCCAGCGACUUGACUUUGGGUCUUUCAGCAAGCUUCAGAGCCUCCCAGCAGGGCUGCACAAGUUUACCAACCUCAAGAAAUUAGGGGUCAUGUCAUGCCCGGGUGUUAGGUCGCUGCCCAAGGACGGCCUCCCCAAAUCACUGCAAGAAUUAGAUGUUUCGAGGUGCGACAAUGCAGAGUUAAUACAACAGUGCAGGGGGUUAGUGGGAACUAUCCCAAAAAUCAAACUCCAACCUCGAGACUGACCCAAGGCCUCUGCCUUGGAGUUCCUUUUGUACAUUCUUCUAGCCUUGUAAUUCCCUUUGCAUACAUGUACACUUGCCACAUGCAUGACAUGGGGGUCUUGCGUUCAAGUCCUUCCUUCCUAUUCUUAUGUCUGGUAUUCUUAUCUUUGUUUUCAUACGAUUAUACAUACUACGUACUUAAUUCCGGUGUACGUCACUCAUCAAGACUUGGUGGUUUAUAUGACUAAUUCGAGUGUCAAGAUAAAAAUAACACCAUGGCAUGAUUGUGGAAUAAAUCAGAUUUUGUUGUUCUACAAAUAUUAAGGUAUUCUUAGGUUCGUUCUUAUAUGCUUUUACAUAUUUUGUAUUCAAAUUUCGGUCUUCAUCACUCAUCAAAAAUCAGUGGGUGUACAUGGCUAUUUUCGGUGAGGACCAAAAUAACACCACAGAAUAAUUGCGGAAUAAACGAGACUUCGGUGAUUCACUGACGAUAUUAAGGUGUUCUUAUGUUCGUUCUCUUAGGCUUUUACAUACUUUGUAUUCAAAUUUCGGUCUGCAUCACUCAUCAAAAAUCAGUGGGUGAACAUGGCUAUUUUCGGUGUGAGGAGCAAAAUAUCACAACAGAAUAAUUGUGGAAUAUAUGAGACUUUGGUGCUUCACUGAUGAUAUUAAGGUGUUCUUAUGUUCGUUCUCGUAGACUUUUACAUACUUUGUAUUCAAAUUUCGAUCUGCAUCACUCAUCAAAAAUCAGUUGGUGUACAUGGCUACUUUCAUUGUAAGGAGCAAAAUAUCACAACAGAAUAAUUGGGGAAUAAACGAGACAUCGGUACUUCACUGAUGAUAUUAAGGUUUGCCAUUUUCUCACCCACUGCUACAUUGCUAUGAUACCAGGUGUUCUUGCGUUAACCAGUUCUCAGGUAGGGUUCUAGAUCAUUCAUCUUUACAUUUGAUUGGCACUCACAAAGAAAUGGUGGUGUACUUGGAAAGUUGAGGUUUGAGGAUGAAAAGAUCAUCAUUGCUAAUUAUGGCAAAAAAAUGACUUUUCAGUGUUUUGCUACUUGGAGGUAUGCAGUUUGUCAAAUUAUCUGCUGAAUUGCUACCGAUACGUAAUUACCUCUUGCCCUUCAAUUUUGCAUUGUCAGCGCUAUCCAUCAAGAGGCUUCUGAGCUGUGAGUGUUCUUCCACUGGAAAAUUAUGUGAUGUGGCAAGUGACCUGCUAUUUAGUCAUGUUGCUAGAGCAUGUUCACUAUUAAACCUUGAAUGCCUUCUGUUUCAAUUACUUCACCCCAACAUGUUCUUUGCGACGCUGGUCAGAAAUCAUGAAAGUCUUGUAUGAAUCACAUAUUCUAAUAUGUUUUGUAUUCACUAGUUCAUCUUUGAAAAACAUGAGGUGGUUUGUUACAAUUCAGUGAUUAUUAUUUACAGUCGUGUAUGUUCUUAUUCUCUCUCAAAAAUAAUCAUGGAAUAUUCUUAUGAGAACCCCAAUCACGUACUGCAGGUUUUCAUGUUAGUUGUACUCCAAAUUGAGCAAGUUGUCACCAAAAAUACUCACAAAGCUGCACAAUCUUGUGAGUCUGUUACCAUGGAAAAAGUUGCCAUGCAUUCUUGGGCAUGAUUUGCAUUCAAGUGAUUUGGAAGUUAUUGUGCCAUUACAUACUAAGACAUAUACUGUUGGAAGCUCAUGUCAGUUAAGAUCAUAUUUUCAACCACAUGAGAAUUGUACUGCCCAGUGGAUGCAACUUCAUCUCUCUUCAGAUCUCAGGCUAUCACUGAAAGACUAACAAUCUUCGAACUACACAGCACAAUAGCAGCAGGUCUGAAGGUGUCACUUGUGCCAAGAAUUUUCUUGCCGCUCUGUUGCUUCUUGCCUCAAUUAGUGACUGAUCUUUUUGUUGAUCAAUCUCGUUGGAAGCAACAGAUCGAAUUGGCCAAAAGAUGUGGAUGAUUCAGGCAGUCUUCCGCCUCUGCAACUGCCACCCGAAAAAAUGGUAUCAAAGUUAUACUGUACCGAUGACAGAAGUAGUUGAACUGCAUGUUUCACAUUCAGAAGCAAAUGCAUCUUCAUUCUUCAGCCCACACUGGUGACUCCUUGAUCCAAAGCGGCUGCGAAGAGAAAACUCCAACACGGCCAAUCCCUUCUACCUUCAUAUAUAUGAUGGCCCCUUCCCUUUGCCAGCAGAUGUAAGAUGGAAAGGCAGUGGAAUAUUCAGUGUUUGCUUCACGGCAAUAGAAUGUUGCUCGUGCGGCUUGCUUGAAGUCUUGCCGCUUCCUGUUGGAGAUGGGCACUGUUGAAACAAGGUGGAUGGAGGGGUAUGGAAGAUGGAGAAGAGAUGGACGAGUCUCGCCAAAUCCUGAGUGCAGAGGGAGGUGGAAGAGGAGUGCGCUGCAGGUGCAGGUGGAGAAUUAUUGUCUACCAUAUCAUCAACGGAUCGAAUUUCUCUCUAUUAAUCGUCUGUUUCUUUCAAAACAGAAACACAGGAAGAAAAAUAAACAGAGGAAGAUGAAACGGGUCUUAUCCCACACUAGAUGAAGACAUGACCUAGUCAUGCACCUAACUGAGAAAACAGAGCACUUUUCCUGUCAGCAACGGUGGGAUCAGAAAUAAACAAGAAUUAAUUAGUCAUACUAGCAGUAGUUGACUAGUUUAGUUGCUGCAUGUGGAAAGAGAGGGAUCCCUAAAUUGGUGAACAAUUUUUGCUGUCAGAGAGUGAUCCCUACCUCUGAAUAAAUAAUCAUCAAUUCCCUACAAUGUCUGGCAGAUACUGUUUUCUCAGUUAGGUGCAUGACUAGGUCAUGUCUUCAUCCAGAUUGAGAAUUUUCUAUUAGUCCUUCAUUGCACACAUACAGUUGUAUUAGUCAUUCUGGUUGAAUAGGUCAUCUCAAUGGAGUUAUUUCACCAAGGGGUAAACAAACAAACGAAAAAAAGAGUUUGUAUUUGUCUCUGUUAUUCCUCUGUUUCUUGCAGAGCAGAGGAAGGAACACUCUGGACUGCUCUUCCCUUCAGCUUUUGUAUACAACAGUAGUUUGCCAGCGAUGUGAAACAUAUAGCAGACUAGCUUGCAACCAUAGAGGGAUUCCUUCCUUGGCAAACAGUUAAUGUCGCCGAAAUUGCUCCUGGCAUAAGUAUGAACAUGGAUGCAGGCGCAUUGAGUUGUUUGGACUACAAAAUAUAUAUAAUGUGCAAUUCAUUCUCCUCA
Messenger RNA from Triticum urartu, 7984 nucleotides. RefSeq lists its product as uncharacterized. Gene Ontology annotation, molecular function: ADP binding. Lineage: Eukaryota; Viridiplantae; Streptophyta; Magnoliopsida; Poales; Poaceae. The record is from RefSeq and is a predicted model, not a curated record.